Molecule: messenger RNA, 960 nt
Organism: Olea europaea var. sylvestris
Lineage: Eukaryota; Viridiplantae; Streptophyta; Magnoliopsida; Lamiales; Oleaceae
Exons: 2
Coding region: 187-732 (181 amino acids)
Source: RefSeq, a predicted model, not a curated record
UCGUUAUUCCACUUAAAUUGAGAUUGUUAUCAAAACGUUCUACCUAUCUGUUCUUUAGAAGUGAGAAGAUAACACUGUGGCAUUAUCCCAUACCCACACUUCAAUUGAGUUUGUACAAUUUUUAGACCCACAGCUAUACUUUGGAGGAGGAUCGAUGUGGUAGCAGCAAUAAAUUAGCUGACGAAAAUGGCUGCAUCAUCUGCCCUUUUAUCAUCUCCUCCAGCUCUCACUUUGAUUCCCAAGCGUAAACCGAGUAAUUUUAUCAAUGCCCACCAUUCAUUCUCUCGAUCAAACAACCCAAUUUUUGGAUUUCCAUCCACUCAGAUAUCAACACGAACUUUGAAUUCUGGAAAUUCAUCUAGUGCUGCUUCUCUAAAACCCAUAAGAAAUUGGAGAUUUUCUGCUGUAAAUGGAAAUUAUUUGCUGUCAGAAGUCACAACAGAGGAGAAUUUGCAGGAAGUAGUCUCCACAACCGAUGAUGGUGUUUCUACAGUUAUAUCAGCUCUUCUUUUCUUUGCUUUCGUCGGUUUAGCCAUUCUUACAGUUGGGGUAAUCUACAUAGCCGUGACAGAUUUCUUGCAGAAAAGGGAGAGAGAUAAAUUUGAGAAAGAAGAGGCUGCUAGGAAGAAGAGGACUGGUAAAAAGAGUAAAAUUGGAGCUAGAUCUAAAGCUGGGCCCCGAGGUUUUGGGCAAAAGAUUGAAGAAUUUGAUGAUGACGAUGAUGCAGAGUAAACAAAUACUCAUUUUGAUGUAAGCUUGCUACAGCCUUUUGCAAUUCUCAAGAAUCAAAUAUCAUUAUAAUAGGGUACACUGAUCAUUAAUUUCGUUGCCUUUUAGCAAACAUGAAUUUGCAAUUGAAGCUUUAUUAGUUAGUUUUUAGCUUCAUUUCUUUUGCAGUACCAUGAAAUGAAACUUUCUUAAUUGUUUGUGGAAUGAUUGCAACUCUGUGUUAUGGAACUA